GCAGUAAGCAAUGGCAAAGUUGUGUGAAGUAAUAAGAAUUGUUGUGCUUUGCGGCUUGUUAACCGCUGCAGUAGCAUAUCCUGUAGUAGAAGAGGAGGAGCAGGAGCUAGCCGAGCUAAGCGAGUCCAUGUUUGGUUUACCAGACAGCGCCACUGGAGCUUUGUUGGCAGCGCAGAGUGCAGAAACUCUGCAGAAUCCCGAGGAGCUGGGCAAUUAUUAUGAAGGCGACAUACUUAUACCGCUGCAGCAAAAUGAAACACGCAAUGGCUUGCUGGCCAUGAGCAAACGCUGGCCUGGAGCUGUUGUACCCUAUGAGAUCAAGGGCAAGUUCAGUGCGCAGGAGCUGCAAAACAUUGAGCAUGCCUUUAAGGAAUAUCACAGCAGAACUUGUGUGCGUUUCAAGCAGCGCAGCAAUGAAAAGGAUUAUAUAUCCAUAGUAAAUGGCAAAACGGGUUGCUGGAGCAGCAUGGGCCGUAUCGGUGGACGUCAGGAGGUUAAUUUGCAAUCCCCCAACUGCCUGCGAACCUAUGGCACGCCCAUACAUGAGCUUAUGCAUGCGCUGGGAUUUAUGCACGAACAGAAUCGUCAUGAGCGCGACAGGUUUGUCCAGGUGCUCAGCGAGAAUGUAAAGCCGGAAAUGUUGGUUAACUUUGACAAGAGCAGCGCACGCAUACAAAGUGCAUUUGGCAUAGGCUAUGACUACGCCAGCGUCAUGCAUUACUCUCCAACGAGCUUCUCUAAGAAUGGUCAGCCCACAUUGAAGGCUUUGAUGAACAGCGCUGAGGCGCGUCAGAUGGGACAAAGACGUGGCUUCUCCAACAGCGAUGUGGCCAAGAUCAAUGCUAUGUACAAGUGCAAAGUAUAAAUUAUUCAUAUAUUGUCCA
This is a messenger RNA of Drosophila busckii, 884 nucleotides long. Its product is annotated as zinc metalloproteinase nas-4. The record is from RefSeq and is a predicted model, not a curated record. The transcript has a single exon. Gene Ontology annotation, molecular function: metalloendopeptidase activity; zinc ion binding. The coding region runs from base 11 to 865 and encodes 284 amino acids. NCBI's taxonomy places the organism in Eukaryota, Metazoa, Arthropoda, Insecta, Diptera, Drosophilidae. Gene Ontology annotation, biological process: proteolysis.